This is a messenger RNA of Chrysemys picta bellii (western painted turtle), 1561 nucleotides long. It is a transcript of the gene MIS18A, whose product is annotated as MIS18 kinetochore protein A. The record is from RefSeq and is a predicted model, not a curated record. NCBI's taxonomy places the organism in Eukaryota, Metazoa, Chordata, Testudines, Emydidae. Gene Ontology annotation, biological process: chromosome segregation; CENP-A containing chromatin assembly. Gene Ontology annotation, cellular component: chromatin; chromosome, centromeric region; nucleus.
GCUCUGCGCGGGCGUGUCGCUUCCGGUUCCGGCGCUGGUCGCGGGCGGGCGGUUUGAAGGCGGGGGAUGGCGGGCGCGGGGCUGGACGCGUCGCUGUCGCUGCUGGAGGCGGAGAGCAGCCACGGGGCGGCGGCGGCGGGCCCGGAGGAGCUGCCCAUGGUGUUCCUGUGCGCCGGCUGCAAGCGGCCUGUGGGGGACACGCUGGGCUGGGUGGCCAACGACGAGGAGACCGGCUGCGUCCUGCUGCGCAGCGCCUCCCCCAACGUCUCGGUGGAGAAGGAGCAGAAACUCUCCAGCCGGCCCGGCGAGUGCGGAUGCAUGAUUGAAACUUUAUUCUGCUCUGGCUGUUCAAUGACCCUUGGGAACAUCUACAGAUGCACCCCAAAACAUCUUGACUAUAAGCGAGACUUAUUUUGCUUCAGUGUUGACUCUAUUGAAAGUUACAUCCUAGGAUCCUCAGAAAAACAAGCUGUAACUGAUGAUGAACCUUUAACUCUUGAAAGUCGAGCUGGCUUAGAAGAGGCAAUAGAAAGGGCAGAAACCAUACUGAAAGCACUGGAGGCAAGACUGUCUGUAGUUGAAUCAAGUUUUGCAUCACGUCAUAACAGCUGAAAGAAACUUCAUGUAUGUAGCUUAUUACUGGGAACACUUCAUGGAAAGCUUGCUUUCAUAAUCUCCAGAAUCUGUUGGAGUGCUGCAAAAACCUUCCAGUGAAUAGCACAAAAACUUCAUCAGUCUUUCUAAUGGAAUAAAACACUGACUUGUGGGAUGAUGUAUGUAAAAUUAAAAUAUUCCCUUCUGCUGACAUCCAUGCUACCUUUAUAUUUGGUGUGUGUAUAUAUAUAUAUAUAUUUUUUUUUUCUGUCUCCCUGCCCAUGCUCUGGGUAACUUCUACUUAGUUAAAUAGAUUCUCCUGAAGCUGACUAGUGCUGUUUGGAUUUCAGCAGGCAUGACUAGUAUCAUGGUAUAACUUGGGUAGCGUCAUCCAAAAUUAUCUGCUGAACUGACAUCUAUUCAGUUUCCUAAAACUAAAGUAACAAGCUAACCCUGAACUUUCUUGGAGAAAUGAUGAUUGAAUUGUUCAUCAUUUUGUUUUAUUUUUACAGCCUUCCCUUGACCUGUGCUGCUAGGCAUUGAGCAGUAGGAUUUAAAUGUAGCAGGUUCUGCAUUCUAGCCUUGGGCUGGCCAGAAUUUAUUAACUUUCUUUACUGGAGACUUUAAAAAAAAAAACUUUAGCAUAGAACAUCUUGGAAAAAAUGCGGUUAUUGUGGAGCUUAAAAAAAUAUUGUGAAUAGCCCUUCAACCUUGUUUGAGAUGAAGAACAAGUUUAAAAUAUAAGCUAAACGCAAUACAUUUAGUUAAGUGCUCUAGUCUGAGUGUUAUCUGGUUCUGAUAUCAAUUUUGUAAUUGUUUGAUUUUUAUUUAAAGGGUUGUUCUAAUAUAUUGCAAAACUUAGAAUUAGUUUAUAAAUUUGUUUAUGAAACCAAGAUACUUGGGCAAUCAAUGUAAAAUGUUUAAAGUCUUGUAAAUACAUUUCUAAUAAAACUAAAAAGAAACUACA